Molecule: messenger RNA, 657 nt
Organism: Paramecium tetraurelia
Lineage: Eukaryota; Ciliophora; Oligohymenophorea; Peniculida; Parameciidae
Exons: 2
Source: RefSeq, a predicted model, not a curated record
AUGCUUUUUCUUAUUCGGCAUGGAGAAAGGGCAGAUGAUAGUACAAAUGCUGAAAAGCAACGAAUCAUUUUGCCAUUUGAUCCGCAUUUAUCUUUAAAUGGAGAAGCCUAAGCCAAAAAGACUGGAAAAUAUAUCAGAAAUAUUUUGAAAUUACAAUCUAUCGAGAAUAUCAUUCUGGUUACAUCACCCUAUUUGAGAUGCGUCUAAACUAUAAUCGGAAUUGCAAGUUAGUUAGAACAACAAAUUGAAAUAUAUAUUGCAAAGGGAUUAGGAGAAUGUUUUAGACAGGACUGGUUUGAAAAGGACAUUUUGUCAGAAUUACAUUAUUAUAAAUCCUCAUCUUAUGAGCAUGUCUUUAAAUAAUAUCCUUUGCUGAAUGUGCCCUACUAGGAGGUAAUUCAAAAAUAUCCUGAAUCCAUAUAAGAAUUUUUUGGGAGGUUUUCAGAAAAUUAUAAACGUAUGAGAGAGCAUUUCUCAAAUAAAAACAUCUUAGUUGUAACUCACGGUUAUGGUGUUCAUGCAGUAAAUAUGUUGGAAAAAUAAAUUAUAUCAAAUAAUGCUGAUUAUUGCAGUGUUAAUGUGAUAUCCUAUUAAAAAGACAAUGCAGAUUAUUUAUUGCUUAAUAGUACAGCUCAUUUAAAAAAAUCUAAAUUGUGA